Messenger RNA from Bombus pascuorum, 6331 nucleotides. It is a transcript of the gene Dark, whose product is annotated as apoptotic protease-activating factor 1. Bases 215 to 4321 code for a protein of 1368 amino acids. NCBI's taxonomy places the organism in Eukaryota, Metazoa, Arthropoda, Insecta, Hymenoptera, Apidae. Gene Ontology annotation, molecular function: ADP binding; protein binding. The record is from RefSeq and is a predicted model, not a curated record. Gene Ontology annotation, biological process: regulation of apoptotic process. The transcript is spliced from 12 exons.
AACGACGCUGCUUGACUCAGGCACGCGGUAGUAGUCAUUUACUUCAGUUACUUCUAAAUAGUGAGGUGAAGUUGUGUUGAAUGAUAAGGCGAUUAUUUUAUUUAUGAAACAAAGGUUACGCAGAAAUACUGUACAUUUUGAGCACAAACAGCAUUAGUCAGGACAAAUGUAAUGUAACAAAGCAUAUUUACAAAACACUAUCAAAAAUAUAAAAAUGGAAAAACUGCAUAAACAUAUUCUUAGAAUGCUACGAGAAAAUAUAGUGGCUGAUAUGGAUGUACAUAAUGGUAUUAUGAAGCCAUUGCAAUCAGAAUAUAUAUUAAGAGAUCAGCACAUACAAGAAAUUGAAAAAGGUCCUUCUAAACAGAGAAAAGCUGAAAUUUUAUUAGAUAUACUUCCAAGUCGUGGUCCACUUGCAUUUGAUAUUUUUCGUCAAGCUUUAAGACAUCAUUAUGAAUGGUUAAGUGAUGAUAUGGAUAAACUUGAAGAAAAUGGAAAAUGUUUUUCAGAUAUAAAAUAUAUGGGUACACCUACUCUCCCACCAAUUUCACCAUUAACUGUGGUAAGAGAAGAAAAGAUGAAACAGUUACAAAAUUGCCUAGAAGAAUUACAACCGAAUGAAUAUAUUGUACUCCAUGGUAUGAAAGGUUUUGGUAAAUCGUCUUUAACAGCUAGCACAUUAAAGAAUAGUAAAUUUAUAAGAAAUAUAUUUUAUAAUGAAGUAUAUUGGAUCAAAUUUGGACAUAAGCGUUCAAUUGAUGAAGAUAUAUUAAUUCAACUUAAUAGACUAUAUCACCUUGUUAAGAACCUGGAAAUAUUACCAGAUUCAUACAAACCAGAAUCUCUAAAGGAUUCGUUGAUCCACUUCUUACAAGAUUACUUUAGUAGAUCAAAACAUUGCAAUGCUCUGUUAAUUUUGGACGAUGUUUGUGAUAAAAAAAUAAUUGAUACAUUUGAUUUCGAAUGUAAAACAUUAGUGAUUACAGCAGAUCUUGAUGUUGUAUUGGAUAAGAGACCUUGUGUCAUUGAAAUGAAUGAUGGAUUUACUGAAGCAGAAACUUUAGGUUUGUUCGCUAAGGUGUUAGAUACAGAAGUGGAACAACUUCCUGUAGAAGCAAAACUAAUUAAUCAAGAAUGUAAAGGGAUGCCUUUAUUAAUAGCAAUGUUUUCUGCGCAAUUUGAAGAAUUUAAACAUGAUAUGAAGUUACAUUCGAAGAGAUGGAAAUAUUACUUGGAUUCAUUAAGAAAUAAGGAUGAAAAAAAUCAUGUAAUUAAAAAAUUCUUGGAGAAACAAGAAGCCAUUUUUAAUAUGUGUAUAGAUCAGUUACCUCUUGAGAUGAGAGAACAUUAUGAAGAAUUAGUUAUUUUUAGAGAGGAUGUUAAUAUAACACCGCAGACAUUGGAAAUUUUGUGGGGAGGAUCUCCUUUUCAAGUUGAAGAAAUGAUGCUUGAUCUAUGUCAUAAAUCGCUUGCUGCUAAACAGUGGAAUGCAGAAUUGCGAAGUUACAUUUAUGGUGUACAUGAUUUAUUGCUUUGCCAUCUACGAAAAAAAUUUUCAGAGAGUGAAUUAGUAGAAAUGCACAGGUCAUUAAUUGAAAAAUAUCGUAAAUAUUGUAAUGGUGAUUUUUCGAAAUUACCGGCAGAUAAUUACAGUUAUUCCUAUAUUGGAUACCAUUUGGAACAAGCAAAAUUAUAUGAUGAGUUUCCUAAUAUAUAUUUAGAUUUUGAUUUCAUUCAGCAAGCAAUAAUUCAUAGUGGCCUGAAUAAUUUAUUGAUCGAUUUAAAUAAUUAUGAAAAAUAUAUUACCAAAAAUUAUGAUCAAGUAUAUGAAAUGCGUCUUGCAGACUUGGAAAAAUUCUUAGAAGAACAAUCAAGUGUUAUAGCAGAACAUAGGCGUAAAAAUUGUUUGGAUAUAGUACAAAUUGCUUUGAGUCAUCCUUAUGAAGGAUAUGUUAAAGAUACUGCCACUCAACUUGCAAAAGAAAGAUCCAAAUAUUUAUAUAUAUUUCAUGCUAAAAAAUUAAGGCAUAUGGAUAUGCCAUUGAGUGAAGAAGUAUUAACGAAAGUACACGCGUUAUGUUUUACAUGUGAUCCAAACCUAAUUUUAAUUGGAAAUGGAAGAGGUGAAAUAUUUUUGUGGGAUAUCUUUUACAAAAUGCAAAAAGUUUUCACUGGACAUGACAAGAAUUGUUGCAUAAAAAAGAUUAUCAUAUCUAAUGAAGGAGAUUGUUUUUUAUCGCUAGAUGACCAUGGUGUCGUGAAACUUUUCAGACUUUUUGAUGACGAAAAUUAUAAACAAAAUAAUGUUGCUGUAUUAAGUCCAAGACAAAAACAGUCAUUUUGGAGUGGAAUUUUUACAAGUAAAGUUCCGCAUGAUGAUAGUUCAGUAGUAUUUUCUGUUCCUGGUGAAGUUAUAUUGGAUAUGUCAUUUGCACAUGACAGUAGUUCUGUUGCAGCUUGUACAAACAAAGGAACGAUAAGGAUUUGGGAUCGCCGUGGAAAUGUAUUAUCAGAUCAUGGCCAUAGUCCUCAAAGUAACCUUAAAAAUAUAGCGUUUACAAUGGGAAGUAAUCUGCUUCAUGUAAUGGAUGAAAUAAAUGGUGUUCUAAUAUCGUAUUAUAAAUAUGGCGAAGAGUAUACAUAUAUAUCACAAUACAAUGUAGAUUUACAGAAAAAGAAAAUUAUCUUUUUCUGCAGUGUGCCAGAACAAAAUAAUUCUUUAUUCAUUGUUACUGAAGAGAAAGCUGUAUAUGUAAAAUGGUUUAGAUCACAUAACCAUAUACACAGUUACAAUAAGCAAACAAGAGCAAGUGUUGAAAAUGAAAAAACUGUUUACGUUUGUGCUAGUUUGACUAAUGAUGGUCGCUAUAUAGUCUUAGCUGAUUCCAGUGGUUUUAUAAAUAUAUGGAAUACUGAUGUUGGACAUCAGCCAAUAGCUACUUAUAGAAGUCGUGUCUCCUCCUUGGAUACAUAUUGGUUAAGAGAAGAAGGAUGUCACAUUAUUUGCGGUAGUGAGAAUCAGUUACUUCAUAAGUGGAAACUUCCAGUAGAAGGAACUAAUACUUCAAUAAGAAAACAUUUAUUUGAUGCAAAAGUACAGAAUUUUGGUGAUGCUCCGGAUACUAUCGUUACGGAAACUCUGUCAAAUACUAUUAUUACAUUAGUUGAUGAUAAUAAAAUAGCAGAAACUGAACCUAUUAAUGCAAAAAUAAAUAACUUAAUUCUUUAUGCAGAGAAAAUAAUUUAUGUCACUGAUAAAGGCAUUGUCAAUAUAUUUAACAUACGGAACAAAGAAAAUAUACCUGUAUUAAACUUUACAUCUAAUGUGGAGUUAGUUGAAAUUUUAGAUAUGAAAAGAGAUCACAACAAUUAUAUACUCGUUUGUAGAGGAACUGAUAAUAACUUAAAAGUGUGGGAAAACGUAAAACUAACAUAUUUAAUUGAAGAUGCAGGAUAUAUUAUUGCAAUUCAUAAAGUUGAUAAAGAAUGUGUAGCAACAGUGACUAGAAAUGGUAUAAUUACAAUUUGGAAUAUUAAUGGCACAAAUUGGAUGCGAGUGGAUAUAGUAAAAAAUUUAGACUCAGUUAGUAUUUAUAGUUGCUUAAGUUACCACAAAAGUUUUCUAGCUGUGUUAAAUGAAAAUGGAGAUGUUGUUCUCUAUAAAUUACAAAAAAAUACAAUGUCAUUACCAGCAUAUAUCAAAAUAAUUGAAUAUUUUAGAAAAAGAUAUACCCAGAAAUUAACAUGCUGCGAAAUUUCGCAAAAUGAGAAAUAUUUAGCUAUAGGUUUCGAAGAUGGAGACAUUUCUAUUAUUGAUACAUCAAUAUCGGAAGAGAUAAAUAAAUUGAGUUUUCAUACAAGUUCUGUUACUCAGUUACGUUGGGCUCCAUCUGUAAUUGAGGUCCCAAUUUUGCUUUCUGUAAGUUCUGACGAAUUAGUUUGGUGGAACAUUGCUUUAGCCCUAUACAUACGUAAACCGAAACGGUCAUCAAUACGAAUAAAUCGCAGCAUUAGUACUCCUUCCGUUGGUGUACAAGGAAAUAUUACUCCAAAUAUGUCUACUAGUCAAAGCAUAGACUCGUGUAUCUUCAAUAUGCAAAAUCAGGUAGAAGAUAAAGAUAUUAAGUCUGACAUAGAUAAAGAAACUAAAUUUUGGAAAUUUAAAGAGGGUAAAAAUCCUAACAAGCCAGCCUUAUUAGGUGUUGUCGAGUUACCUUCGAAUUUUUUUGCUAAAGUAUGCAUAUCUACCGAUUUUACAAAAUUUGUUACAGUUGAUAUAUAUGGAUCUGUUAGUACUUUUACAUUAUGUGGAUAUAAUUAAUGAUAAUUAUUUUUAUUAAAUGUCUUUAUAAAUCAAAUAAAAAAAUUUUAUAAUUAGUCUAUUGAAAUUAUAUUUGUUCUAAUAAUUUUACUUGCAUAUAAGUAAAAAUUCGAUAUAAGCUCAAUGCAUUGAGUUUUAUGAAUGGUAGAUAUGACUACUACAUUGAGAUAAAAUACAUUACAAGUAGAAAAAUAAGAAUCUGAUCGAUGCUGAUGAUCAUAAUAACGAUGGUGUUAAAAUUUUAUUGCAUUUUUAUACGAUCUAAUUGAUUGAUGCUCAAAACUGCACAUGGGACAUAUGAAAACUACUUAACAAUAUCCUAAUGCCACUGCCACAUGCAUUUAUCAGAAAAUUAUAAGAUCUCUUAUUUAUACAAUUACACAGAAGAGCCAUAGUUGUAGUUCCGACUACAUUUUUUAUAAUGAAUUUAUAGACAAUACAAUUUUUGGACAGACUUUAGAAUUAGCUACAUAUUUUGAGUCACUUAUAGUUUUUAGACCCAUUUUUAGGUGACUCAAAUUGGUAAAUGUAGCUUGUAAGGUUUAUUCUAUUUAUUACUUGUACAAAUACCCUUUUUUACAUAUUUUAGAUAAUUAUACUCCAGUUUAAUACAUAGGGUACAUACAAAUGCUAGUAUAUCAUUUUUAAAUAAGUAUUAUUGCAAUAUAUAAAAUAUAUUAUGGCAUUAUAUACACAAUUUUUGUAAAUACGGAUAAUUGUAUUUUACCAUAAAAAAUCGCAAAAAAAUUAUUCAUUUUUAACGAUCAAAACUUUUAUUAUAAAUAAUAGAAAAAUGCAUAAAAUAUUUAUAUUACAUAAUGAAACUAGAACAUAAUUUUAUAUAAUUAGGAAAUUUAUUAUCUUGUAUUUUGAUGUUUAUUUUGUUUUAUUUAAGAAUAAAUUACAAAGUGCUAAAUUUGUAAGUCAACGAUAUGAAAGAAAAUUCGAUUUAAGUUUCUAUUAAUUUAUAAAUUAUAUUAUAAUAAUAUAAUAUAAUUAUUAUACACUAUUAUAAAUGUGUGGAAAUAAGUCUUUCAUAAUAUCUUAAAAAAAUCAAAUUUCAUUCAACAAAUAUAAAAUAUAAAAUAAAUUUCUAGUGUUUUAUAAAUUAUGGAAAACUUUCAUGUCUUUGAUUUUUGCUCGUUCAUCGAAAAACGAAGUCAAUACUAUUUUCUGUCGCUAUUUUAUACUAUGUGCCUUAAAUGUAUAAUAGAUAUGUAUAUUUAAAGACGUCGAAUGUUUAACGUGUUUGUAUAUUUAAGUUAUAUGUUUAACAACCAAUUUAUGACAAUUUCCUUUAAAUAAGACUUAAGUUAUGCAUUUAUUUUAUAUAUUGAACAUAGACUAUUGUAUACUGAAUGCAUGGCAUAAAAAUUACACCUAAUUUGUAUCAUAAUAAUAUGAUAAAAUUAUAUUAUAAUUUUUAAAAUUAGGUAUAAUUUUUAUGCCAUUUAUUUAAUCUCAGUGUUUUUUCACUGAGCGAACUUAUUUUGUUUCAUUAUAUUAUAUAAUAUCACUAAAUAUUCUAAUAAGAUAAAUAUUUAAAGAUAUAACAAACAGAACAAUAAUGUAUAGAGGGAAAGUUGUCAACAUUGCGAAGUACAAUUAUUGUAAAAGAAUGAAGUAAGAUAUAUAUUGUACAGGUUGCAUGAAUUCUGACGCAUUCGAUGCACGCAAUAACAAACAUAUUGUUAUGUAGACGUCGAAGUAUUUAUCAAUUUUGUGAUAUAAGAAUACAUAUAUGACCAAUGUAUUCAUGUUAACUGUGGUGCAAUUUAUGGGAGAUGCGAACAAUACCGCUGCUCACGAGUAAACCAUAAUGUUUGUCGGCCAAAACAAAGUUUGCAUUCUCUCUCGUUGAGCUCAAUUUUUAAUAGCAUUUAUUGUACUAUGUGCGAUUUAUUUGCAUUUUACUUGAUGUUAUAAAGGCUAUAUACAUUUUAAUGUACAUAAAUAAAACUUUGUAAAUACAUAUUCUCGUUUCGUUCCCACGAGAUCAACGUACCGAGA